UCAAUCUGCUGCCUGCUUCAGCACUCAAACUUCCUCUUAUAUAUAACUAAUAAAAUAAUAUAUUGUAAUCUAAGGGAUAUAGUACUUAUUUAUUUUACCUUGAUUUUACCACCACAAGUUGUUGCUGCUAUUUAUAGUACGCAGUGCUUCCACCGUCCUCUCUUUCCAAGAAGUCUAUCAACACUUUCACACAUAUCACUAAAUAUUUUGCUGUCCUUCUCUCGAUCUUUCCAAACAGGAGUUGGUUGAUUGUGCUCUUUAGUUGCUUAGCUCCUCUUGAAUCUUCUCCAAACAAGAGUUUGGUUGGCUAUUCUCUUAUUUUGUCCAAACAGGAGUUGGUUGAUUGUGCUGUUUAGCUGCUAGCUAGCUACUCUUCUCGAUCUUUCCAAACAGGAGUUGAUUGAUUUUGCUCUUUAGUUACUUCUCGAUCUUUCCAAACAGGAGUUGGUGGAUUGCCUCUUCGGCCCACGAUGUCUCUGAGCAACAACAUUACAGCUUUAUUGAACUUCGUUGCCUUCAUGUGUUCCAUCCCAAUAACAGCAUCAGGUAUCUGGUUAGCCUCGAAGCCAGACAACGAGUGUAUCCACUGGCUACGAUGGCCGGUCCUCUUCAUGGGCCUUGCAGUUAUGCUCGUCUCGUUAGCUGGCUUCGUGGGCGCUUACUGGAAGAAAGAGGGACUCUUAGGUGUCUACUUAGUCUGUAUGGCCAUACUCAUAGUCCUCCUCCUCGUCCUCCUCGUCCUUGCCUUUGUCGUUACGCGCCCUAGUGGCGCGUAUUCCGUGCCAGGAAGAGGUUACAGUGAGUAUAGGCUCGCUGGUUUCUCUUCUUGGCUACAGAAUCAUAUUACUGAUGCUGAUAGUUGGAGGAAGAUAAGGCCCUGUUUGGCUGAUUCUGAAAUUUGUCCUAAGCUUAAUAGUGAGUUUGUUAAUGCUGAUCAGUUCUUUGCUGCUCAUAUCUCUCCUAUCCAGUCAGGAUGUUGUAAACCACCAACAAUUUGUGGGUACCAGUUUGUGAAUCCAACUGUAUGGAGUAACCCAACAAACACAAUAGCAGAUCCAGAUUGCACCAUUUGGAACGAUGACCCAAGCCAACUUUGCUACAACUGUGAUGCAUGUAAAGCUGGUUUAUUGGGAAAUCUCAGAAAAGAAUGGAGGAAAGCAAAUCUUAUUCUCAUCCUAACUGUUGUGGUUCUUAUUUGGGUAUAUGUUAUUGCUUGUAGUGCUUACAAAAAUGCUCAAACCGAACAACUUUUCCAACGUUACAAACAGGGUUGGGCUUGAUUUCGUUCCUACUUAUUCAGUUUUCGAAACUGUUUGAAAUGAUGUUGGUUGUAGUAAUGCAGUUUGGCUUUUGCUAUGGGAAAAAAGACAUAUUUAGGUGCUAGUUUUGUAUUUCAGUUUGUACAUAUUCUUUUGACCAUAUGUGGAAUUCAUGCGUUGUAGGCUUUUGCA
This is a messenger RNA of Capsicum annuum, 1451 nucleotides long. Its product is annotated as tetraspanin-2. Bases 471 to 1280 code for a protein of 269 amino acids. The record is from RefSeq and is a predicted model, not a curated record. Gene Ontology annotation, biological process: auxin-activated signaling pathway. Lineage: Eukaryota; Viridiplantae; Streptophyta; Magnoliopsida; Solanales; Solanaceae. The transcript has 2 exons. Gene Ontology annotation, cellular component: plasma membrane; plasmodesma.